Rosa chinensis is the source of this 2649-nucleotide messenger RNA. Its product is annotated as phospholipid:diacylglycerol acyltransferase 1. Gene Ontology annotation, biological process: lipid metabolic process. The transcript has 7 exons. Lineage: Eukaryota; Viridiplantae; Streptophyta; Magnoliopsida; Rosales; Rosaceae. Gene Ontology annotation, cellular component: cytoplasm. The coding region runs from base 287 to 2287 and encodes 666 amino acids. The record is from RefSeq and is a predicted model, not a curated record.
UCAAACAAUCACAAACGAAACCCCUACUCCUCUCCACCGUCCGAUCACGCCCCAGAUCACCGCCACGUGUCCUACAGUGGUGGUUAUUGGGACCCAGCCCCCGAGUUCUGGAAAUAACCCCGCUCUCUUUCCCUCCAGAUGAACCUAAAGCUCAGCCACAGAGGAAAGCCCAGAGCAAGACAGUAGGAAACCAGUAGAGGCAGCAGGAGCCACUCAGAUUCCUCCACGUCCCCAAUCGCCGGCGCAGCUGAAGCUUCAAUUCAGCUUUGAUUAUUUUCCAAAAACGAUGUCGUUUCUGAGACGGAGAAAGGGGAAGGCGGAGAAUUUGGAGCCGGACCACGAGAGUGAGACAGAGAAGGAACACGAACCCGGUGAGGAGAAGAAAACGACGACGCGUCGUCGGAGAAGGAACCCGAACCCGAACCCGAACCGGUGGUCGUGCGUGGCCAACUGCUGCUGGCUCAUCGGAGUCAUAUGCUCGAUCUGGUGGUUCCUGCUGUUCUUGCUCAACGCAAUGCCGGCGUCGUUUCCUCAGUACGUGACGGAGGCGAUAACGGGUCCGGUUUCCGACCCGCCUGGAGUGAAAUUGAGGAAGGAGGGCUUGACGGCGAAGCACCCGGUGGUGUUUGUGCCCGGAAUUGUCACCGGCGGGCUCGAAUUGUGGGAAGGUCAUAGCUGCGCCGAUGGGUUGUUUAGGAAGAGAUUGUGGGGCGGCACAUUUGGGGAAUUGUAUAAAAGACCAUUAUGCUGGGUUGAACAUAUGUCUCUGGACAAUGAAACUGGACUGGACCCUGCAGGUAUAAGGGUUAGGCCUGUAUCUGGUCUUGUGGCAGCUGAUUACUUUGCCCCUGGUUACUUUGUGUGGGCAGUUUUAAUUGCUAAUUUGGCUCGCAUUGGAUAUGAGGAGAAGACCAUGUAUAUGGCUUCAUAUGAUUGGAGAUUAUCGUUUCAGAAUACAGAGGUUAGGGACCAAACUUUGAGCAGAAUAAAAAGUAAUAUAGAACUUAUGGUAGCUACAAAUGGUGGCAACAAGGUGGUUGUUCUCCCACAUUCAAUGGGUGUUCUGUACUUUCUGCAUUUUAUGAAAUGGGUUGAGGCACCAGCACCAAUGGGAGGUGGGGGUGGAUCAGAUUGGUGUGCUAAGCAUAUUAAAGCUGUAAUGAACAUCGGUGGCCCCUUUUUAGGGGUUCCAAAAGCUGUUGCUGGACUUUUCUCUAUUGAGGCCAAAGACAUUGCUGUUGCCAGGGCUUUUGCACCAGGUGUUUUGGAUAAGGAUGUUUUUGGUCUCCAAACCUUACAACAUAUGAUGCGGAUGACCCGGACAUGGGAUUCAACUAUGUCUAUGAUACCAAAAGGUGGGGACACAAUAUGGGGUGGUCUUGACUGGUCACCUGAAGAAUACUGCCAUUGUGAUGCUAAGAAGUUGAAGAAUAAUGAUACCAAAGAUGCAGAGCCAUAUGGAGUAAAUUAUGGGAGGAUUAUAUCAUUUGGGAAAGACGUAGCGGAGACGCAUUCCUCCAAGAUUGAGAGGAUCGAUUUUAGGGAUGCUGUUAAGGGUAAUUUACUUGCGAAUGCUACCCAUUGUGAUGUAUGGACAGAGUACCAUGACAUGGGUGUUGGGGGUGUCAAAGCUGUUUCAGAUUACAAAAUCUACACAGCUGGAUCAAUUUUGGAUCUGCUUCAUUUUGUUGCGCCCAAAUUGAUGGCACGUGGGGAUGCUCAUUUUUCGUAUGGAAUUGCGGACAAUUUGGAUGACCCCAAGUAUGAACACUACAAAUAUUGGUCAAACCCCCUAGAAACAAGAUUACCAAAUGCUCCUGAUAUGGAGAUCUAUUCUAUGUAUGGAGUUGGCAUCCCUACCGAAAGAGCAUACGUGUAUAAGUUAACUCCUACUGCUGAAUGCUACAUUCCCUUUCAAAUAGAUACCUCAGCAGAGGGUGGAAGCGACAACCCAUGUUUAAAAGGUGGAGUGUACUCCGCUGAUGGGGAUGAAACUGUGCCGGUGUUGAGUGCAGGUUUCAUGUGUGCUAAAGCCUGGAGAGGAAAGACCCGUUUCAACCCUUCUGGCAUUCGUACUUACUUAAGGGAGUACGAUCAUGCCCCUCCAGCUAAUCUUCUAGAGGGCCGGGGUACCCAAAGUGGUGCUCAUGUUGAUAUAAUGGGAAACUUUGCUUUAAUUGAGGAUGUUUUAAGAGUAGCAGCAGGCGCUACGGGAGAUGAAUUGGGUGGAGAUAAAGUGCACUCUGAUAUUUUCAAGUGGUCUGAAAGGAUCAAUAUAGAUCUCUGAGUUACAUGUAAUCCUGUGCUUGAAGAUACACCUGAUGAAUUGUCGGUAGUGCUGGUGGGUGGAAUUAUGGCACCAGCUCUUGUAAUUGCUUUGAAGCCUAAGAGAUGGGUAGCAUAUUGCUAAAACAGACCCAUCAUUGCUAUGGCGAGAUCACAAUUGGUUUGAAGAAUCAGAUCCCACGUUAUGCCAGGCUCAUGGCAAUUUAGAUGCAGCUCACUUAUACAGUUAAUAUAGCUCCAUAGGAUUUGGGAUAUUCAAUUAAUUUAUUGGAUUAUAUAUGUCAAUAAAUUCUUCAAUUAAUCAACGUAUACCUCUUGUAUCUGUAAUUGGUUUGUUAUACUUUAUUGCUUCUCAUUACUAGA